UUGCUGUAGCCGCUCGCUCACUCUCCAAUCAUGUGAUUAGAACAGUUAUUUAAAGAGGCAGAAUGUGCCUAGAUUAGAGAGCAGUCUCUCCUCGCCUCUCCUCUCCUCAGUGCACAGUCACAGGGUUCAGCAUGGCUGAAGCUUUCGCGGGCACCUGGAAGCUGGUGGACAGCAAUAAUUUUGAUGAAUACAUGAAAGCGAUUGGCGUGGGCUUUGCCAUGAGGCAGAUAGCAAACCUGACCAAGCCCACCACCAUCAUCGAGCUGGAGGGCGACAAGGUCACCGUGAAGACCCAGAGCACCUUCAAGAGCACAGAGAUCAGCUUCAAACUGGGGGAGGAGUUUGAUGAGAUGACCGCCGAUGACAGACAUGUCAAGGUAGGAGGAACAGUUGGCCCGGAGGACAAACAGGACACACACAGGGCAGCCCCAGCCACCAGAUGGGGAUGCUGCUAGAUAGCCAAGGGCUAG
Molecule: messenger RNA, 470 nt
Organism: Chrysemys picta bellii (western painted turtle)
Lineage: Eukaryota; Metazoa; Chordata; Testudines; Emydidae
Source: RefSeq, a predicted model, not a curated record